Knipowitschia caucasica is the source of this 2202-nucleotide messenger RNA. NCBI's taxonomy places the organism in Eukaryota, Metazoa, Chordata, Actinopteri, Gobiiformes, Gobiidae. The record is from the annotation of a GenBank genome assembly.
AUGUGUUUGGCUCCAACAGUCUGUGUCACUCACUGUUUGCAAAAUCUCACCCUCACCCCUUCCUCCCCUCUGGUCUCCCUCACCCCUCCUCCCCUCUGGUCUCCCUCACCCCUCCUCCCCUCUGGUCUCCCUCACCCCUUCCUCCCCUCUGGUCUCCCUCACCCCUCCUCCCCUCUGGUCUCCCUCACCCCUUCCUCCCCUCUGGUCUCCCUCACCCCUCCUCCCCUCUGGUCUCCCUCACCCCUUCCUCCCCUCUGGUCUCCCUCACCCCUCCUCCCCUCUGGUCUCCCUCACCCCUUCCUCCCCUCUGGUCUCCCUCACCCCUCCUCCCCUCUGGUCUCCCUCACCCCUUCCUCCCCUCUGGUCUCCCUCACCCCUCCUCCCCUCUGGUCUCCCUCACCCCUCCUCCCCUCUGGUCUCCCUCACCCCUCCUCCCCGCUGGUCUCCCUCACCCCUUCCUCCCCUCUGGUCUCCCUCACCCCUCCUCCCCUCUGGUCUCCCUCACCCCUUCCUCCCCUCUGGUCUCCCUCACCCCUCCUCCCCUCUGGUCUCCCUCACCCCUUCCUCCCCUCUGGUCUCCCUCACCCCUCCUCCCCUCUGGUCUCCCUCACCCCUCCUCCCCUCUGUCUCCCUCACCCCUUCCUCCCCUCUGGUCUCCCUCACCCCUCCUCCCCUCUGGUCUCCCUCACCCCUUCCUCCCCUCCCUGGUCUCCCUCACCCCUCCUCCCCUCCCUGGUCUCCCCCUCCUCCCCUCUAGUCUCCCCCUCUGUCCUCCUCUGCUCUCGUCUCCCCCUCUUCUUCACUCUCUCUUCCCUGCAGUCCUGUCUUUCGUCCCUUCCGCCUGGUCUCCCUCCUCUCCCUCCUCCCCCUCCUCCCGCGCCAUCCGCCUGGUCUCCCUCCUCCCCCUCCUCCCCCUCCUCCCCCUCCUCCCCCUCCUCUCCCUCCUCCUCUCCCUCCUCCCCCGCCUCCCCCUCCUCCCCCGCCUCCCCCUCCUCCCCCGCCUCCCCUCCUCCCGCGCCUUCCGCCUGGUCUCCCUCCUCCCCCUCCUCCCCCUCCUCCCCCUCCUCCCCCUCCUCCCCCUCCUCCUCCCCUCCUCCCUCCCUCCCUCCUCUCCUCCUCCCCCGCCUCCCCCUCCUCUCCCUCCUCCCCCUCCCCCCCUCCCCCCCUCCCCCUCCCCCGCCUCCCCCGCCUCCCGCGCCUUCCGCCUGGUCUCCCUCCUCCCCCUCCUCCCCCUCCUCCCCCUCCUCCCCCGCCUCCCCCGCCUCCCCCGCCUCCCGCACCUUCCGCCUGGUCUCCCUCCUCCCCCUCCUCCCCCUCCUCCCCCUCCUCCCCUCCCCUCUCCCUCCUCUCCCUCCUCUCCCUCCUCCCCCUCCUCCCCCUCCUCCCCCUCCUCCCCCUCCUCUCCCUCCUCUCCCUCCUCUCCCUCCUCCUCCCUCCUCCCCCUCCUCCCCCUCCUCUCCCUCCUCCCCCUCCUCCCCCUCCUCCCCCUCCUCUCCCUCCUCUCCCUCCUCUCCCUCCUCCCCCCCUCCCCCUCCUCUCCCUCCUCUCCCUCCUCCCCCUCCUCCCCCUCCUCCCCCUCCUCUCCCCCUCCCUCCUCCCCCUCCCCCGCCUCCCCCUCCUCCCCCUCCUCCCCCUCCUCUCCCUCCUCUCCCUCCUCUCCCUCCUCCCCCCCUCCCCCUCCUCUCCCUCCUCCCCCCGCCUCCCCCUCCUCUCCCUCCUCUCCCCCUCCCCCGCCUCCCCCUCCUCCCUCCUCUCCCUCCUCCCCCGCCUCCCCCUCCUCUCCCUCCUCCCCCUCCUCCCCCUCCUCUCCCUCCUCCCCCGCCUCCCCCUCCUCCCCCUCCUCUCCCUCCUCUCCCUCCUCUCCCUCCUCCCCCCCUCCCCCCUCCUCCCCCUCCUCUCCCUCCUCCCCCCUCCCCCUCCUCCCCUCCUCCCCCUCCUCCCCCUCCUCCCCCUCCUCCCUCCCUCCUCCUCCCCUCCUCUCCCUCCUCCCCCUCCUCCCCCUCCUCUCCCUCCCUCCCCCUCCCCCUCCUCCCCCUCCUCCCCCUCCUCCCCCGCCUCCCCCCCCCCUCCCCCCUCCUCUCCCUCCUCCCCCUCCUCCCCCCCUCCCCCCCCCCCCCCCCUCCCCCGCCUUCCGCCUGGUCUCCCCCACCGCCGCAGGACCCUCUCUGCUCCAGUGUGAGGUCGUCAGCUGAUCGGACCUGA